Lethenteron reissneri (Far Eastern brook lamprey) is the source of this 505-nucleotide messenger RNA. Its product is annotated as 26S proteasome regulatory subunit 10B-like. Lineage: Eukaryota; Metazoa; Chordata; Hyperoartia; Petromyzontiformes; Petromyzontidae. The record is from RefSeq and is a predicted model, not a curated record.
AUGCUGUCAGCAACGUCUCCGUCAUCAGUCCGUGAACAGCUCAAGGAUUUGACUAAGCAGUAUGACAAGUCCGAGAACGACCUCAAGGCUCUGCAGAGCGUGGGCCAGAAUGUGGGAGAGGUUCUCAAACAGCUCACUGAGGACAAAUUUAUCGUGAAGGCUACCAAUGGGCCUCGCUAUGUGGUCGGAUGUCGCAGACAGCUGGACAAGUCAAAGUUGAAGGCAGGAACCCGAGUGGCCCUGGACAUGACCACGUUAACCAUCAUGAGGUACCUGCCCAGAGAGGUGGACCCGCUGGUGUACAACAUGUCCCACGAAGACCCGGGCCAGGUCUCCUACUCGGAGAUCGGGGGGCUCACCGAGCAGAUCCGGGAACUCCGAGAGUUAUCGUGAAGGCUACCAAUGGGCCUCGCUAUGUGGUCGGAUGUCGCAGACAGCUGGACAAGUCAAAGUUGAAGGCAGGAACCCGAGUGGCCCUGGACAUGACCACGUUAACCAUCAUGAG